Tilletiopsis washingtonensis is the source of this 2751-nucleotide messenger RNA. RefSeq names its product Cullin-domain-containing protein. Lineage: Eukaryota; Fungi; Basidiomycota; Exobasidiomycetes; Entylomatales. The coding region runs from base 1 to 2682 and encodes 893 amino acids. Gene Ontology annotation, molecular function: ubiquitin protein ligase binding. The transcript has 9 exons. Gene Ontology annotation, cellular component: Cul3-RING ubiquitin ligase complex. The record is from RefSeq and is a predicted model, not a curated record. Gene Ontology annotation, biological process: ubiquitin-dependent protein catabolic process; protein ubiquitination.
AUGUCGCACGGUGCGCCGCCGCGCCGCCCAGGCGCCCGGCCCGUGAAGCUCAGGACGCCCAAGCGCCCGGGCCUGGAGCUCCCGAUCGAGGACAUGUGGAAGCGCCUGAGCAACGCCAUUGCGCAGAUCCAGAACCACAACAUCUCCGCGCUGUCGUACGAGGAGCACUACCGCUACGCAUACAACCUCGUGCUCUACGACCAGGGCGACCUGCUGUACUCCGGUGUGCGCACGCAGAUUACCGCGCAUCUGUCGAAGACCUGCUCCGACCUCAUUGUGCCAGCGUUCCCGGCUGGAGGCGCCUCGGCCGCGCUGCCGGCCGGCAUCAUCCUGCCGAAGAUGGUGCGCCCGGCAUCCUCCUCUGCGACUGCGCCCGGAGCUGCGUCCAAGGGCAAGGGGCGUGCUCUCGAUCCCGAGCAGCGCGAGGCCGCAGAGCCCGACCUCGUCUCGGGCCCAAGCGCCGGCACAGCUGCAGCACCGCAGGUGGGCGACCGCACGGACAAUGUCGCCCGUACGCAGGCUGGCGAGCGCCUGCUCAAGGCGAUCCGCGAUGCCUGGGACGAUCAUGAGGCGUGCACCAAGAAGCUCAAGGACGUCCUGAAGUAUGUCGACCGCGUGUACGUCGGCAAAGCCGGCGUGCCCGAGAUCUACGACCUUGGCUUGGAGCUCUUUCGCGACACGGUCAUCUUCUCGACUGCCUUCCCGAUCCACACGCAUCUCUACACGACGCUGCUCGUGCAGAUCCAGAUCGAGCGCGAAGGCUCCGUCAUCAACCGCAGCGCCAUCAAGUCGAACAUCGACAUGCUCACUGCGCUGUCUGCGCCCAGCUCUGCCGGAAGCGGCCGCCUGGCCUCGUCCGCUAGCAGCUCGCGCCCGUCCUCGUCUAAGAGCGUCUACCAGACUGACUUCGAGCCAGCCUUCCUGGCCACCUCGACCGAGUUCUACCGGGCCGAGGCGACGCGGCUGCUCGACGCGCGCGAUGCUGGCGCGUACCUGCGGCACGUGGAGCGGCGCUUCAUCGAAGAGGCGGGCCGGGUCGCAGUGUACCUGCACAAUUCGACAGACACCCCGCUGCGGGUGCUGCUCGAGGCCGAGCUGCUCGCGCGGCACCUGCAGACGAUCAUCGACAUGCCCGGCAGCGGCCUGGUCACGAUGCUGGACGAAGGGCGGCACGAAGAUCUCACGAGGCUGUACAGUCUGUUCAAGCGCGUCACCGAGGGACUGCCGACGCUGAAGGCAGCCGUCAAGGCGUACGUGGCCAGCACGGGCAAGCAGAUCAACCUCCAGGUGGCGUCGCAGGCUUCGGCGCCGCCUUCUGCCGCCACGGCGAGUGCUCGCUCGGAUGGCCCGACCGUCGACGGCGACGGCUCGGCGAAGGCCACUGGAAGCAAGCCCACCACCGCGCGAGAGGCAGCCAGCGACCAGAACGCCGCGUCGACGCCACAGGCGGCCAUGGCGCUGAAGUGGGUCGAAGACGUGCUGGCGUUCAAGCACAAAUUCGACUACGUCUUGAAGCACUGCUUCAACGACGACAAGUCGUGCGAGACGGCCAUCAACGAGGCAUUCGAGACGUUCGUGAACAGCAACGCGCGCGCGCCCGAGUUCAUCUCACUCUUCAUCGACGAGAAUCUGAAGAAGGGCCUCAAGGGCAAGACCGAAGAGGAGGUCGACGACGUGCUCAACCGCACCAUCAUCGUGUUCCGCUUCCUGCACGAGAAGGACACCUUCGAGCGCUACUACAAGGGCCACCUGACGAAGCGCCUGCUGCAGGGGCGCAGCGUGUCCGACGACGCCGAGCGGGGCAUGAUGGCCAAGCUCAAGAUCGAGUGCGGGCACGGCUACGUGCAGAAGCUGCAGGGCAUGCUCAACGACAUGAAGGUGUCCGAGGACACGAUGGGCGAGUUUGCCGAGUCGAUACAGCGCAGCCAGCGGCCAAUGCCGUUCGACCUCUCCGUAAAUGUGCUGACGUCGACGUACUGGCCGAUCAAUGCGCAAGCGCAGCCGUGCACGAUGGGCCCGGCCAUGAUCGACGCUCGCGAUGCCUUCACCCGCUUCUACCAGUCGCGCCACAGCGGCCGCAUUCUGACGUGGCACCCGAAUCUCGGCAACGCCGAUGUGCGCGUCGCGUUCCGCGCUCGCAAGCACGAGCUCAACGUUUCGACGUACGCACUCGUCGUGCUGCUGCUCUUCGAGGAUGUCGCCGAGGACGAGCCGCUGAGCUACGCGCAGAUCCUCGGCAGCACGCAGAUCCUCGAGCCGGAGCUGCAGCGCACCCUGCAGAGCCUCGCGUGCGCCAAGUACAAGAUUCUGCUCAAAGAGCCAAAGGGCCGCGACAUCGGCCCGAAUGACAAGUUCACCUUCAACGCCGGCUUCACCUGCAGCCUCGCUCGCAUCAAGAUCGCCCAGAUCGCUGCGCGCGUCGAGUCCGCUGCCGAGCGCAAGGAGACGACGGCAAAGGUGGAGGAGGAGCGCAAGAACCAGGUCGAGGCCUGCAUUGUGCGCGUCAUGAAGGACCGCAAGGCGAUGACGCACAACGAACUCGUGCAGGAGGUCAUCCGGCAGCUCGUGGCACGCUUCCAGCCCGCCCCGGCGCUGGUCAAGCGGCGCAUCGAGAGUCUGAUCGACCGAGAGUACCUCGAGCGCGCCGAGGGCCAGAUGAACGUGUACAACUACCUCGCAUAGGCGCGCGGCGCCCGCCUCGAACGACAUAGGGUCCAUCCGACACCACACACACACCGCCUCUCAUUAGUC